UUAUUGAACCGAUCUCGAAUUAUUUUCCCUCCAACCUUCUUUUACCUGUUGGGCACUCUUAAAAACCUGGAAAAGUGGAGUUUUCAUUUCGGAGCUCCGGUGUGACCAGGGGAAUACAAUUGGGCAUGCUCAGUAGGUUGGCCUGAUUUGGAACAAAAAUUUGUCUUGAAUGAGGCUUUCUUUGCGGCGUGUUUCAGGAUUGGAUGCAUCUUCAUUCUAGCAUUGUAUUGGGAGAUGGCAGCCGCUCCCACCCUUCAUUCUUUUUAGUGUCCUCCGUGUGCCCAGUUUUGGAGUCAGCCUGCCUGGAUCUCCUGGCCAAUCAAGAGAUCACACAUUGUUGCCUAAGAGACCCCGGGCCAGCGAAAGGAUUUAUAGAUGGUGAUUGGACUACUGGAAGUAGGCAGGGUGGGCUGGACAGAGUUGAAGAAAAAGCAGCUAUGGCAACACCAACGCUUGAGGCUUGAAGGAGGAGACGAGCUAAAAGAGGUGUAGUUUUUCUAAUGGAAGAACAUCCAGUUCUAUCAUGAUGGCAUUUGCACCUCCAAAGAGCAUAGAAGGUCCCAAAAUGCAGACAAAGAUGAGUACCUGGACACCCCUGAAUCAUCAGCUUUUGAAUGACCGGGUAUUUGAAGAAAGAAGAGCUCUGCUUGGAAAAUGGGUGAGCUGGCACUGGAAGAACUUAACUGAGCUGGAUCGGCUCUGGAUGCCCAAAUGUUUGCGGUUUAACUGGUACCUCGAUUUCUCUCCGACUCCCUUUGAGCAGGGUAUAUGGAAAAAGCACUACAUUCAAAUGGUCAAAGAACUUCAUGUCACCAAGCCUAAGACACCUCCAAAGGACGGGUUUGUGAUUGCCGAUGUUCGACCAGUUACAAGCAGCACUCUAGAGGAAAAGCGGUCUUCCUCAGCGGCUUGCCGGUCCUCUUCCUCAAGAAAGAAAAAUCACCCAGGGGAGAAAGAACUCCCACCCUGGCGAUCCUCUGACAAGCAUCCAACCGAUAUCAUUCGUUUCAAUUACCUGGACAACUGUGACCCCGUCGAGCAAAUCUGGCAAGGAAGAAGGAAAAGGCAUGAAGUGACCCCAGACUCCAGCCAACAGUCUCACGAUAAGAAAAAUAAAUUGCAGGACAGAUCUAAGCUAAGAAGAGCACAGUCACUGAUAUCCCUAAGUGCAGCGCCCGGCUCCCAGCCCCGAGCUCCAGCUCCUCCCGCCUGGCCGCCCUCUCAGGUAGCGGGGCUCCCAGCCACCGAAGCAGCGAUGAAAAUCCUCACGCAUCACCUGCAGAGACACUCUGAGUUUCAGUCAUUCCCCAUCCAGGCUCCAGAGCCAAAGCUAGUUUAAAUACUGAAGGGAUUUUUAUAGAAAUGGUGAGAAGCUCUCUGGCCAUUGGAGAGUGGAUGGUAUUGGCUUCUCUAUGAGAAACUUACAGCUUAGGUACCUAAUCGUGAAAGCGAGUCCUCCAGUGGCCGGUGAAAGGCAUUCAUGGGGUAAGAGCUGACCUCAUUACAAAGUUAGGCAGAAAUGUGAUGAUGGAUAGAACCACGGGGUUGAUGAAGGGACACGUCAUACACUGUUGGGUGCAGGAGGCAGGGUCCCUGCAGAGUGCAGAGAGCACAUUCCCAAGGCUACCCGAGCAGUUUAAUGAUGGGGCUAUUUGGCAUUUCAGUUUGCUAGGGCAGCUGCAACUACAUACCAGUGUCAUAGUCGUCUGGGCUGCUAUAGCAAAAAUACCACAGAUGGGGGGCUUAUAAACAACAGGCACUUACUGUCUCACAGCUCUGGAGGGAGGAAGUCCAAGGUCAAGUUGUCAGCAGGGGUGGUUUCUCCUGAGGCCUCCCUCCUGGGCUCUCUGACGGCUGCCUCCUCCCUGGGCCUUCACAUGCCCUUCCCUUUGUGCAUGUCUGUGUCCUGAUCUCCUCUUAAUAAAAGGACACAAGCCAUAUGGGAUUAGGGCCCACCCAUAUGACUCUUUUAACUUUAAUUACCUCUUCAAAGACCCUAUCUCCAAAGACAGUCACGUUCUGAGGUCCUAGAGGGUUAGAUUUCAGCAUAGGGAUUUGGGGCCUGUUGGGGGGGAGAUGACAAUCCCACCCAUAAUGCCCACUAUGGGUGGGGUUAAAAGAUUCAAAAUGAGAUGGUAAAGCUCCUGUCGCCAUCAGAGGAAGCCUUCAUCACCCUUUGGCCUGGAGAGGCAAAAGGAAAGGGCACUUGGGUGCUGGAACCCAGGGGGAACUGCAGCCACAGGAGAGGGGCACCCAGCAGGACGUGUGCCAUUUGGUGGAGGAGUGCAGCCACUCGGGAAACCAAGGCCCGCAGGGCGGGAAGAGGGGAAAGGCCCGACCCUUGGAUAUUCCAACUGUGUCUCGCUUUGGUCAAACCCAUCUGGCAGUCAGAGAACAGCGAAGCCCAGGGAUGCAGCUCGUCGAUGCCAGGCUCUGAGGCAGGUAGCGGGGCUGGGAAGUACGGCCAGAUCGGAGGAGGGGCAGGAUAUGCAUGGGACAGGGGGGCAGAAGCAGCGCAGUGGGGGAGAACGUGUACCUUUCCAAAGGAGGAGUCAUGAUAGAUAUUCAAGGAUGUAAAUGGGCUUUAAAGAGAUACUGUUAAACAGAAAAUGUUACUCAGCUGCAAAAACAUUAGUCAUAUAUUCUGAACUAAACCGCCUACUCAUAUAACCAUUUCAAGGUCCCAGAAGUUCCCAAUCUAGGAUACUUAUUUCCCUAAGUAGAGCAGAUAGAAAAACAAAUGUGUUUAUUAAUCGUGUAAUGUUGAACACUUACAUUCUUAUACUACAUACUGUAA
This is a messenger RNA of Manis javanica (Malayan pangolin), 2797 nucleotides long. The record is from RefSeq and is a predicted model, not a curated record. NCBI's taxonomy places the organism in Eukaryota, Metazoa, Chordata, Mammalia, Pholidota, Manidae.